AUGUGGGAACACGCGGUCUCGCUUCUGGGAGACAUGAAAGGCGCGCUGGUGACACCCAACGAUGUCAGCUACAACUCCGCAAUCAGCAGCUGCGCAGAUGUCGGUGAGUGGCGCUUGGCACUGCAGCUCCUGGAACAACUACCCGGAGAGCUGGUGCGGGCUGAUGCCAUUUCCUUCAGCUCUGCCAUCACAUCCUGCGGACAAGCCGGUCAGUGGCAGAGAGCUCUGGUCCUCCUGGCAUCUAUGCCGCAGGCAGCCGUGGAGCCGAAUCAGCUCUGUCUCAGCGCCGGCAUCUUCGCAGCUGCAAACGCGUGCGAAUGGGAGGUCGCCCUGGCAUUGCUACGAAACAUCUUGGAGACCAG
Molecule: messenger RNA, 362 nt
Organism: Symbiodinium necroappetens
Lineage: Eukaryota; Dinophyceae; Suessiales; Symbiodiniaceae
Source: the annotation of a GenBank genome assembly